Staurois parvus is the source of this 335-nucleotide messenger RNA. Lineage: Eukaryota; Metazoa; Chordata; Amphibia; Anura; Ranidae. The record is from the annotation of a GenBank genome assembly.
AUGUAUGUGAAAUGGUUUGAUACAGUAAUGUUUUACUAUGUGAUUUUAGUGUAUUUUAGUGUAUUUAGUGAAUGUGGACAUUGUCGGGGACGCUCCAGGGGGGACAUCGUGGGAGCGAAGGACAAGGUAAGUGAAAAAGAGAUCCCGGAGCAACGCUGCAGGGUAUUCCCGAGUGUACUGCUGCAGGGACAUCACGGGAGCGAAGGACAAGGUAAGUGAUCGAGGGAUCCCGGAGCAACGCUGCAGGGUAUUCUCGAGUGUAGCUCGGGGUUACCACUUGUGGUGCUGAAACUUUACCCUGAGCUACACUCGGGAAUACCUCCAGGGAGGUUAAU